AUGCCACCCUGCCCUGGGGGGAGCGCAGCAGGCAGACGGGCUGGGCAGGCAGGCAGGAGCCCGCGGCAGAGCCACCCAAGACACCGGCCUGCCGUGCACCCCACGGUCAUGCUGCUCCUCCUGCACCUGCUGCCUGCCAUGCUGCCCACUGCCGCCCUGGCCAGCUGCACCAGGGCUGGUGCUGACCGGCAGCUCAUCCUGGCCAAGGUGCGGGCUCGGGUGCUGGAGCAUCUGAGCCCCCCGGUUCUUCAGGAGACCCAGAAGGAAGCAAGAAGAGUGCACCGAAGAGAUGUCCUUGAAAAGACCGAAGUUGAGCCGGAGGAGCUGGAGGACACCUCCCAGGUGAUCCUUUUCCCUUCCACAGAUGUGCCCUGUGAGCCGUCACAACCAGACAAGCUGCUGGAGGAAGAAGGGAUUUUCACCUACCUCUUCCAGCCCUCGGCGCACACCCUGAGCCGUGCAAUGACCUCUGCCCAGCUCUGGUUUUACACCGGCCCCUCGGCAGCUCCCAACCACUCGGCCCCUGAUGUGCUGACCCUGUCGCCGCACGGCCGUGUGCCACUGGCGGCCAUGGUGGUGCAGACGACUGAGCACUGGACCGUGUUUCACUUUGCGCCAGGGCUGCUGCCCCAGCUGUCGCAGCCGCUCUUCGUGCUCCUGGUGCGCUGCCCUGGCUGCCCCUGCCUGGCCGAGGAGGACAAGAUGCCCUUCUUGGUGGCCACCACCCGUGCCAAGGGCAGUGAGAGGGCUCGUCGCUCCACCGUGCCCUGGUCCCCGGCUGCCCUGAGCCUGCUGCAGCGCCCAUCCGAGGACCUGGCCGCCCAUACCAACUGCCGCCGGGCUUCCCUCAACAUCUCCUUUGAGGAGCUGGGCUGGGACAAUUGGAUCGUGCACCCCAGCAGCUUCGUUUUCCACUACUGCCAUGGGAGCUGCGCCACGGGCCACGGGCUGAGCCACCGCCUGGGUGUGCAGCUCUGCUGCGCCGCCCUGCCCGGCACCAUGCGCUCCCUGCGUGUCCGCACCACCUCCGAUGGUGGGUACUCCUUCAAGUACGAGACGGUGCCCAACAUCCUGGCCCAGGACUGCACCUGCGUCUAG
This is a messenger RNA of Strigops habroptila (Kakapo), 1098 nucleotides long. It is a transcript of the gene INHA, whose product is annotated as inhibin subunit alpha. Bases 1 to 1098 code for a protein of 365 amino acids. NCBI's taxonomy places the organism in Eukaryota, Metazoa, Chordata, Aves, Psittaciformes, Psittacidae. The record is from RefSeq and is a predicted model, not a curated record. Gene Ontology annotation, biological process: SMAD protein signal transduction. The transcript has 2 exons. Gene Ontology annotation, molecular function: cytokine activity; growth factor activity. Gene Ontology annotation, cellular component: extracellular region.